AUGACGGGCACCCUGCGGCAUAGAAAUGCCCCACCGAGUGUCCGUGGUAGGCUCGUUUUGUAUUGGAUGGGCCUAUUGAUUGCGGCGCUGGCCGCCUCAGUUCAGGUUGCAGCUCAGCAGGUCACCGUGCAGAGAAGCGGCUUCGAGAACACACCGGAAAAGUUUUUCUAUUUCAAAGAAUCAGAGGUCAUAUUAUGGUUGGAUGGUGCGUCCCAUAACGUUUGGCGCUCAGAUGAUCUUGGCAAGAAAUGGUCCUCUGUAAAAGAUAUCCCUGAUAAUGAAGCCCAUUUUAUAUAUGAACAUCCCUUUGACAAUAACAAGGCUUACAUCCUGGGAAAACAUACACAUCACUGGAAGACUUCCGACCGAGGCGCUACGUGGCAGCCUUUUGAAACGCCGGUGGAGCCGGCGGCCUCGUAUCCACAUUUGGCAUUCCACGCUGAACGAUCAAACUAUGUUUUAUUUACCGGUUUCAAGUGUAAAUUUGGUGGAUUAUCCGGCUUUGAUUGCCAUAGUGAGGUCUAUUAUACCCUGAAUAAUUUUGAGGAGUUGAAUUUAUUGCGUACACAUACCACCUCUUGUAUUUGGUCCCUUUCAAGCCGUCAGUUCCAGAACGCGCCGGUAAAGGAAAUCAUGUGUGUCGAGUCACCACGGAAAAGUGGGCUCGUCAGUUUACUCAAUCCGGAUGAAUUGCGGCUUGUUCAAUCCGAAGACUUUUUCCAUUCGGAGCAACCCGUCAACUUUGGAACGGGCACCGACGUUCGUGGCGUCAUUGCCGUCAGUGCCGUCAACAAGUUCCUGGUGGCAGCUGUCAAGCCAUCGCCCACACAAUCGGAUAUGGAUCUGUACAUUUCGGAAGAUGGAGAAAAUUGGCACGAAGCCGUGUUUCCCGAAGGAUCCGCGUUGCACGAAAAAGCGUUCACCAUUGUCGAAUCCACCGGUGCCUCCUUGCUGGUAGACGUCCUUGCAGGCAACAGUGAGAGUUUUGGUUCAUUGUACAAGUCCAACUCGAACGGUACCUUUUUCGUCAAGAGCUUGGAAAACACCAAUCGCAACACCAUGGGCAUCAUCGAUUUCGAGCGAAUGCAAGGCGUUGAAGGUAUCAUGAUUGCAAACACUGUAACCAAUGCCAAGGAAGUCGACAGCGGCAAUAGAAAACGUCUUCAAACCCGCAUGAGUUUCGACGACGGCGCUCAUUGGACACUCAUCACUAAUGUCAAAGAUACAAAUGGAAAUAAUAUGCAAUGCUCAGAAUCAGAGUGUGCUCUUCACAUGCAUUCGGUCACUUCCCCACACAACAUUGGCCAAGUGUUUACUUCCAAUUCUGCCGUCGGUGUGAUGAUGGGUGUUGGUAAUUUUGGCCAGCAUUUACUGGAAUACGAACAAUGUGAUACCUACCUGUCCGUUGAUGGAGGUCUCCACUGGAAAAUGGUUCGUGAAGGAGCUCACAAGUAUGAGUUUGGUGACAUGGGUACCCUGAUCGUUCUUGUGGAUGAUGAACGGGAAACCGAUCACAUCUGGUGGAGUAAAGAUCGAGGCAAUAGCUGGCAGAAACAGGAGCUUGGCACGACCAUUCGUGCACGUUUGCUUACGACGGAUCCUAAAUCGACAUCGCGAAAUUUCUUGCUGGUAGGAAGAGCUCAACGAUCGGAGAGUAGCCCCUACCAGGCAAUCCAUUUGGAUUUUACCCAGAUGUAUCCUCGUCAAUGUGUUUUGGAUGAAGGAAAUGAUCAAAAGAGCGAUUUUGAGAAAUGGUUUGCCCGAGACUUGACUCCCGGUCCUGACUGUUUGAUGGGUCACGAACAGAUGAUGUAUCGUCGAAAGGCCGAUCGCGAUUGUUACGUCGGCAACGAUUUCCGUGAUCCCGUGAUGGAAAUGAAGCCAUGUCCGUGUACGGAAGCCGAUUAUGAAUGUGAUUACAACUUUCAACGUUCAUCCGAUGGUAAAUGUGUCCGCAUUGGUCCUGAUCGGGUACCCGCCGAAUUGUGCGUGAGCGGCGACGAUACGUAUCCUGGCUCCAGCGGUUAUCGUUUGAUUCCAGGCAACACGUGCGAUGUUUCGGCAGGCAAAAAAUUGGAUGAACCCAUCGAUCGGAGCUGCCGCGAGAACGCCAAAAUGCCCAGUACUUCGCGCCCUUCCAAUGGCUUAGCCAAACCGUCCGAUGACGAUAUUCAGACUCAUCAAACGAUCUUUGCCGAUGAAAUUGAUCAGUUCAUGUAUUUCAAGGAUUCACCGGCGAUGCUACUUCGACUUCGCAAUGGCGAAUUGUGGCGAUCGGAAGAACAUGGGAUCAGGUGGCAUCGCGUGCUCGAAAACGAAGGAAGAGUACGAAGCUUUGUCAUGCAUGAAUUUGAUAACUCGCGAGCUUACGCGGUGAUGGACAACGAAAUCUACAGUUCCAAAGAUCAAGGCGCCUCAUGGGAGCGUAUUCAAACCCCUUUACCUCCCAGCAAGCACACCUCGCAGGUGCUCGAUUUCCAUCCCCAGGAAAAAGAUUGGUUACUGUUCAUUGGUGAUGCCACGUCCACCCCACGUCAUUCGGAAGGCUUCAUUUCGAGAAAUCACGGCGGUCGAUGGGAUGCGCUCGACAUGUACGUCGAAAAGUGUAUCUUUGGCCGUGACUCCAAAUACGACAUUGAAAAGGAGACCGUGUAUUGUUCUGCGUACGAAAAGAAUCUUGUCAACGACAACCUCAAGCUGAUGCGUACAGUGGACUGGGGACGAAGCAUAGAAGUCUUGUUUGAACGCGUGGUGGAGUUCUUUGUGAUUGAAGAUUUCAUGGCCGUCGCAUCAAGCCAACAUGGUGAUCUUUCACUGUAUGUCAGUAUCAACGGUCGCACCUUUGCCGAAGCUCAAUUCCCCCCGGAUCAAUACAUCGAUCGCAAUACUUUUACCGUUCUGCAAUCCACUACGCAUUCCAUUCUUCUCAACAUUUUCAAAUCCGUCAACUUUGGUAAAGCUCACGGUGCACUGUACAAGUCCAACGACAAUGGCACCUUUUAUCAUUUGGCGCUGGACAACACCAAUGGUGACGCGUUAGGGUUCGUGGAUUUCGAAAAAAUGCAAAGCAUUGACGGAAUCAUCUUGGCAAAUCAAGUCAUGAAUGCGGAUGAGCUGGUGGGCAACCGGGAUGUUUCAAAAAAAGUGCGUACCAUGAUCAGUUGGGAUGACGGCAGUCAAUGGCAACCAUUGUCACCACCCCACCAAUUCGAUUGCAAUGGCAAAGAUUGUACACUCAAUUUGCACAGUCGCACGGAUAUUCACGGUCCCGGGGCUAUCUUCACCGCGAGCGGCGCUCCUGGUCUUGCCAUGGGUGUCGGUAAUGUCGGACCCUCUUUGCUGCCUUAUGAGCAGAGCAACACAUUCCUGACGCGCGAUGGAGGCCAUAACUGGGUUCAGGUCGUGGAAGGCGAACAUCUUUACGAAUUUGGCGAUCAAGGCUCGUUGCUCGUGAUGGUGAACGAUGAAGGCCCUACGAACGAAUUACUCUACUCAUGGGAUCAAGGCGAGAAUUGGCAUUUCUACAAAUUCUCGUCGGUCCCCAUUCGUGUGAACGCACUUACCACAGAUCCCAAGUCUACCACGCUACGAUUCAUUAUCAUUGGCCACACGCGCGACCAUCAGCGAUCGCAGGUCAUCAUUGUCGCCGAUUUUGCAAACACAAAACGUCGCGCUUGCAAUCUCGAUAAACACAAUGACGAAAAGAGUGAUUUUGAACGAUGGAUUCCCAAAGACGAUGACGGCGAUGACGCAUGUUUGUUGGGCAAGAAAACGGUUUAUUGGCGAAGAAAGAAAGAUCGCGUUUGCAUCGUAGGCAACAAGUUCCAAGAACCUGAAGUGAUUCAAGAAAACUGUGAAUGCCGUGACAUCGAUUAUGAAUGCGAUUUUGGUUUCUGGCGUAACGAUGAGGGUAAAUGCGUCUUUUAUGGUCGCCAUCCUGAUCGGCCAACGGAUUGUAAAGCUGGAAAGAAGUUCAAGGGACGAUCUGGAUAUAAAAAGAUCGCCAAGAGCUCAUGUACUGGCGGUAUUAACUUGGAAAAGGAACAAGAAUGGGAUUGCGGUGAAGGCGGCGAUAUCCAAUCCACAAAGCAUGAAUUUACCGAUCGUAUUGUGGAUUACAUUUACUUUACUGAUACAGACAGAGUUUUUGUACGCACCGCCGAUGGUGAAAUUUGGAGAAGUGAUAAUGAUGGUCGUCAAUGGAAAGAAAUGUUCCCGGGCACCAACGUGAUUGCCAUCUAUCAAAACCCUCAUUUCGAAGAACGGGCAUACUUCAUCACGGAUGGAAAGAUUCACUACAGCACUCAAGAUAAAGGCAGCAACUUUGACGAAAUGUCGGUGCCACUGGUACCGGUGAUGAAUCUUCAGGGCACCGUACUCCAGUUCCACAAAAACGAACCCGAUUACCUACUUUAUUUGGGCGAAAGUGAUUGCGCCGACUUUUUCUCUUUCAACUGUCAUUCGCAAGCGUUCUAUUCACGAGAUAACGGACGAUCAUGGCAUGCCAUUGACACUUACAUCCGCAAUUGCAUUUGGGGCCGUGAUGGCGGAAUUGAAAGCGCGGAUCAUGAUUCCAUCUUUUGCGAACAGUAUCGUGAAAAGUCGGGUAAUCAGCGGUCUUUCUUCACCAAUCCCGUCCAGUUCAUUUCUUCCAACGACUUUUUCUCCACGAGAAAUUAUCUGUUCGAUGACAUUGUGGGCGUUGCUGUCUUUGGAAAGUUCUUGGUGGUGGCAGCAUCAAACAUUGGUGGCGCCACAUUGCGUCUUCACGUGAGUCUGGACGGUAAAACAUUUGCCCCAGCUACCUUCCCUGCCUCUUUUGAUCUGUCGCCAGAGGCUUUCACCAUCAUGGAGUCUGCCAAUUCAAUGUGGAUUCAUGUAUCGACCAACACGCACAAGGGCAGCGAAUAUGGCAACAUUUUCACAUCCAAUUCCAAUGGCACAUAUUUCGUCUUGUCGUUGGAGAACGCCAACCGUAACGAACUCGGCAUCGUGGACUUUGAGAAAAUGCAAGGUAUCGAAGGUAUUGCCCUCGCAAACAAGGUGACAAAUCCUAGUCGUGCGAAUGGCGGUGACCCAAAGAAACUGGCUACGGUGAAAACUGCCGACGCAGGUGCCCACUGGGUGCCUUUGGAUCCUCCGGAAGUGGAUAGCAAUGGCAAGAAAUACAACUGCCAUGGUAACCCAUGCAGUCUACAUUUACACGCUUAUUCGGAACGUAAGAACACGCGGGAUCUCUUUAGCACGUCCAGCGCGGUGGGCUUGAUGGUCGGUGUCGGUAACGUCGGCAGUGAUCUCCUGCCUUAUCGUGAUGGCGAUAUGUUCUUGACCCGCGAUGCCGGCAAAACCUGGUUCGAAGUCUACAAAGGUGCCCACUUGUGGGAAUUUGCCGAUCAAGGCGCCCUACUGAUUUUGGUAGACGAUGAAGAUGCGACCAAUAGCGUCAAAUACACUACGAACGAGGGACUCUCAUGGAAUGUUUACGAAUUUGCCAAAAAGAACGAAAAGGUGAAAGUAGAUGAUAUUAUCACGCAACCAGACGGCACCAGUCAAAAAUACGUAUUGUUCGGUACAGAGCGUGGCACGGGCAAAUAUGUAGGAUAUCAUAUUGAUUUUAGCGCCAUUCAUCCCACCAAAUGUAAACUGGAUCUUGAUCAUCCGAACGACGAUGAUUUCGAACUAUGGAGCCCUGAGGAUACCCGCGGUGAAGCAUGUCUGUUUGGCCGUGAGACGAAAUAUUAUCGACGUAUUCGGGAUCAUGAUUGUUACAUUGGCGAACGAUUGGUCCAACCUCGUGAAGAAGUUCGUAACUGCACCUGUACGCAAGAGGACUUUGAAUGUGAUUUCAACUAUGUACGAGACAAGAACAAUAAAUGUGUUUUGGUGCCUGGCCUUUCGGCGCUGGUUCCCGAAUGUGAUGGUACCAUCGAUUUCUUCUAUGAACCCACAGGUUAUCGCAAGAUUGCUGCUUCUACCUGUGUAGGUGAGGAAGAUUUCUUGGGUAAAAAGCAUUGGUGUCCUGGCAAGAAACGAUCACGCACCAUGUGGCCAUUGUAUGUUUUCGCUCCCAUGGUUGGAGCUGGCCUGCUGUUUGCUUGUCUUUAUUAUCGCAAACACGGUCGCAUUGGACGCAUUCGUCUUCCGGACAGUGCACGACCAUCUGGCAAUGUGUUAUCCCAUCCUUGGGUAACGAAAAUCUUUGCUGCGGCGGUGGUGAUUCCUGCAGCGCUGAUUGGUCUUAUUUCACGCAUCCCACUGCCUCAGUCAUGGUCGGAUCUGAAUAUUUUCCGUCGUUUCAAUCUCUUCAAUAGACAGAGAGGUCCUCGAUACAGCCCGCUCGGGCAAGACGAACAGACCGACGUUCUGUUGGAUGAUUAUGAUGGUUCGACAGAACAUUUGAUCGAUGAAGCCGAAGAAGAUGCCGACGAAUUGUAA
This is a messenger RNA of Radiomyces spectabilis, 6435 nucleotides long. RefSeq lists its product as uncharacterized. Lineage: Eukaryota; Fungi; Mucoromycota; Mucoromycetes; Mucorales; Radiomycetaceae. The coding region runs from base 1 to 6435 and encodes 2144 amino acids. Gene Ontology annotation, biological process: protein targeting to vacuole; Golgi to vacuole transport; Golgi to endosome transport. Gene Ontology annotation, cellular component: membrane; Golgi apparatus. The transcript is spliced from 20 exons. Gene Ontology annotation, molecular function: protein binding. The record is from RefSeq and is a predicted model, not a curated record.